Ilyonectria robusta is the source of this 1364-nucleotide messenger RNA. RefSeq lists its product as uncharacterized. The transcript is spliced from 2 exons. NCBI's taxonomy places the organism in Eukaryota, Fungi, Ascomycota, Sordariomycetes, Hypocreales, Nectriaceae. The coding region runs from base 216 to 1301 and encodes 361 amino acids. The record is from RefSeq and is a predicted model, not a curated record.
UCCCCAGAACGGGGCCCCAGCCGGGUGUUGCGGAGCGAUGGAGGCCAUGUGGACCGACUAAUUUAUUCUCACGUCACAGAUGCCCCUAGCACGAGAUGGUAAGUGAUCCUCUGCGUGCUGUCGACCCACUGUAAAAUGCAUGAGAAUUCCACCUUGCUCGAAACGCUCGGUUUUUUUCGGUUGCGCAUGUCUCAUCACAGUCCAGUGCGGUGACAAUGAGACUAUCGAGCACCUCCAAGUGCAGCUUUGCCCGGAGGGCUCAAAGCACCUAUGACGCCGAGUCCGUCAUGGUCAUUGCCUGCUCGACUUUAUCUUUAUACAAUGCGCUCGAACUCCUUGGCCUCAUCAUGAUGACCUUUAAACGACGCAAGGGACUCUACUUUUGGAGUAUUUCCCUGGCGGCCUUUGGAAUUAUUCCGUAUUGCAUUGGCUUGCUCAUUAUUCACUUUAAUCUGACCUCUGACUGGGUCGGCAUGGUUAUUGACUCGCCUGGCUGGGUGCUUUUAGUAUCCGGACAAUCAGUAGUUCUCUAUUCGAGACUGCACUUGGUCCUCAACAACCAAAGGAUACUCCGCGCCGUCCUUUGGAUGAUUAUCGUCAACGGUGUCGUUUGGCAUACCUCGAUAACGGUUGUCUUUUUCGGGUCGAGUUACAGUCCCGCGCAAAACCGACGCGGCUUCAACUCCGUAUACAACGUGCUCGAGAAGGUCCAGAUGACGUGUUUCUGUCUCCAGGAAUUCAUCAUCUCUGGCCUCUAUAUUUGGAAGACCUUGGAAUUCUUCAAGACAGCUUUCGGGAGAAAACGGCGAUUCAUGUGGCAGCUUUUCGCCAUCAAUAUCUUCAUUGUGGUUAUGGACACCGGACUUCUCGCUAUCGAAUACAAAAGUCUAUAUCUCUGGGAGCAAGGAGUUAAAGCCGUCACAUACUCGAUUAAGCUCAAGCUCGAAUUUGCGGUUCUAGGAGAGCUUAUCGAAUUUGUCCAACAUCGGGGAGACAAUAGUUCCGGGGAUCCGUACCAUAACACGGCCGCAUUUGUGGAGCUUUCUGGUAGUCGGACACAAACGGGUGAUAGGAAAGGGCGGUCGGUAAGCAGGCUUGAAGCAAUAUACAUGGAAGACGUGAAGCCCGGCGUUGCGGUUACUACAACGGCGAGAAGGGCAUCAUUGCAUCCAACUAAGGCGCAAGACGGGAUUCGGGUCACCACGAGGAUAGAUGUGGAGAACUGCGGAUUGGAUCGGGGAGAUGAUGAGAGUACAGACCAGCUUUAUGAUAGUGCCAUCCAAGAGAUAGCGAGGAGGUAGCGUAACUGUUCAUAUUCUUAAACAUAUUUCUAUGUACUUAAAUAACUUAAACAUAUAUUAAUG